AGUAGGAGGACGAUGGCGAUGGCGCAUUCCUUAGGGUUUGGAGCCCUAGCCCUACAUUGGCGCGAUGGAGCACCGGGCGCGGCCACGUCCUCCUCGGUGCGGUUUUACCGCAGUCGGAGAGCUCCUCAGCGCCUGGUACUCUCGCCUCUCUCGAAUCGCGAGCGAUUGUCCGUCCGGUGCCAAAGCCGCAGUCCAGCACAAGAUCAGGCUGCUGGAUCGGCAGAGCUUCAAACUGUCUCGGUUCCUCCAACGCAACCAGCUUACAUUGGUUCUCCAUUGCUUUGGGUUGGAGUUGGCGUUGGCCUCUCGGUUCUUUUUUCCUGGGCAGCUAACUACGUAAAGAAACAAGCUAUGCAACAGGCACUCAAAUCGAUGAUGUCUGGCCCUGGACAAAACCAAUUUGGCAAUAUGCCCAUUCCUCCGUUUCCAUUUCCUGUCCCGCCGCAGCCACAGCAGCAACCGAUGCAAACUUUUCAACCACCAGUUUCUUCUUCCCAGGCUACUCAACCUCAAGCAUCCGCUUCCGCUACCGCUGUUGUCGAAAGUACCGAAGCGACAUCGUAUUCCGAGACGCAGACGCCCACGCCAGUCUCGGAGAAUAACAAACCCGCAUUCACUGAUGUAAAUGUGGAGGCGGAAGUAUCUACUGUUAAAAUAAACGCUGAGGCAACAGAGGUGAAGGAAAAUGCGAACGACGUGUUUUUCAAGGAUGCAGAGGUAAGAGAUAGCGGAACAGGUUUCACUUGGAACACUGACGGUGCGGCUUCAACAUCAUCUUCUGAUGGAAAAGCAAAUUCUUUUUUCUCGGUUGAGAAUUUGGAAAAGAUGCUUGAGGAUCCUACGGUUCAACAAAUGGUUUACCCGUACUUACCACAAGAAAUGAGAAAUCCCAGCACUUUCAAAUGGAUGAUGCAGAAUCCUCAAUUCAGGACCCAGCUCCAGGAGAUGCUCAAUAACAUGACCGAGGAUGGGGCCUGGAAGAACGGACAAAUGGGGGACGUGCUGAAAAACUUCAAUCCCAAUAAUCAGGAACUAAAACAACAAUUUGAGCAAAUAGGACUGUCCCCGGAAGAAGUGAUGGCGAAAAUGGUAGCAAAUCCAGAGAUAGCCAUGGCUUUCCAGAAUCCCAAAAUCCAGGCAGCACUCAUCGAUUGCUCCCAGAAUCCUACCAACAUAACGAAGUAUCAGAACGAUAAAGAGGUCAUGGAUGUGUUUAAUAAGAUUGCCGAGCUAUUCCCAAUCAAAGGCUUUUGAUGAAACGCCAGGACCAGAUUUAGAGAACAGAAAUUUUUGGAAGGUUAUACGGCGUGAUCCUUUCUUUGGCUCGAAAGUGCCACGAGAGAAAAAAAGAAAAAAAAAGAAGAAAGCCUGUGUACAUUAAACUUAAGACAAUGGGCUUGGAUUUCCUCUUUGAAA
Selaginella moellendorffii is the source of this 1416-nucleotide messenger RNA. RefSeq names its product protein TIC 40, chloroplastic. The coding region runs from base 13 to 1254 and encodes 413 amino acids. The transcript has 14 exons. Gene Ontology annotation, cellular component: chloroplast inner membrane; chloroplast thylakoid membrane. Gene Ontology annotation, biological process: chloroplast organization; protein import into chloroplast stroma. The record is from RefSeq and is a predicted model, not a curated record. NCBI's taxonomy places the organism in Eukaryota, Viridiplantae, Streptophyta, Lycopodiopsida, Selaginellales, Selaginellaceae.